Molecule: messenger RNA, 4121 nt
Organism: Stegastes partitus (bicolor damselfish)
Lineage: Eukaryota; Metazoa; Chordata; Actinopteri; Pomacentridae
Gene: ate1
Product: arginyltransferase 1
Exons: 12
Coding region: 80-1591 (503 amino acids)
Biological process (GO): protein arginylation
Cellular component (GO): cytoplasm
Molecular function (GO): arginyl-tRNA--protein transferase activity
Source: RefSeq, a predicted model, not a curated record
UGGGCGGGGUCUGGUAUCCAGCAGCACUGGCCAGGUCACUCGGCGAACUCAGCUGCUGUCAGCCGUCUGAUUAUCAAAGAUGGCAGGAAACAAGUCUUACACUAUUGUAGAAUAUUUCGGCGGGGAUGAUGGCUACCGCUGUGGAUACUGUAAAAACCAAAUAGGAAACUUUUCUCAUGGGAUGUGGUCCCACACCAUGACAGUACAAGACUACCAAGACCUCAUAGAUCGAGGAUGGAGAAGAAGUGGGAAAUAUGUUUAUAAGCCCAUACUGAAGAAGACAUGCUGUCCGCAAUAUACCAUCAGAUGUCAUGCACUGAAAUUCCAGCCUUCCAAAUCCCACAAGAAAAUCCUGAAGAAGAUGAGCAAAUUUAUUUCCAAAGGGGAACUGCCAAAAGGAGAGGAUAAUGGGGAGCCAAUGGACUCAGGGUGUGGGGAGGCAGGCCCACGGGAGCCAAGCAAAGUGAAGUGUCCUGCUAUCAAAGAUAUUCAGAACGAAGUAGCAGAGUGUCCAGCUAUCAUAGAGGGUCAGACGAAGGCAGGGGAUGCUGCACCUACAGGCUCAGAAACAUCACAGAAGGAUCCAGUGUCUGUUCCAGAUGUGAGAACAGCAGCCGCAGCUCCUAAACCAGGAAUGGGAGCUGAUCCCAGCCGGCCACCGUGCAGGAAGGCCAAAGAUUUGAGGAAGGAGCGACGUCUUCAGAAGGAGCAGAUAAGACAACACACUGAUGGGGUCUCUUCCAUUGUCUCUCCCGCCCAACCCACUCCCACCCACACCAACCAACCCAAACCCCUGGAAGAGUUCAUAAAUGAGUCAUUGCCUGAAAACUCUUCUCAUUGCCUUGAGGUGAGGCUAGUGCCGGUGAACUUUGAGGACCCUCAGUUCGCGUCGUCCUAUGAGCAGUCGGCGGCGCUGUACGCCCGCUACCAGAUGGCCAUUCAUGGUGAUGACCCCAGCGAAUGUAGUGACAGUGAGUUCCGGAGAUUUCUCUGUGAUUCACCACUAGAGGCAGAAUAUUCUCCAGAUGGGCCCGAGGUGGGCUAUGGCUCCUUCCACCAGCAGUAUUGGCUGGAUGGGCGCAUCGUGGCAGUGGGAGUGAUUGAUAUCCUGCCUACCUGUGUGUCCUCUGUCUACCUUUACUACCACCCAGAUUUUGCCUCACUGUCUUUGGGCUCCUACUCUGCUCUCAGGGAGAUCGCUUUCACCAGGCAGCUGCAGAAACAGUCCCCCAAGCUGUCCUACUACUACCUGGGCUUUUACAUUCACUCCUGCCCCAAGAUGCGGUACAAGGGUCAGUACAGGCCUUCAGACCUCCUGUGCCCAGAAACCUUUGUCUGGGUACCGAUAGAGCGAUGCCUACCCCAGCUUGAGAACUCCCGCUAUGCUCGUUUCAACCAGGAUCCUGAUGCAGGAGAUGCUCGGGUGCUGAAGGAUGUGGGCCGAGCUCUGGUGCUAUACAGACGAACCGUCAUGCCCUAUGCAGCCUACUCCCGCAAACGCAAGGGCUCCAGCGACGAGACGGAGGUGCAGCAGUACGCCGGCUUGGUUGGCCAGGACUGUGCCGAAAGGAUCUUGCUCUUUCGCUCCUAAAUGUGCAGUGUCACACCACUGCACCUUUUAAUACACGUAAAUACACACUGUCUGUUUCUGUUUAAAUAUGUCUGCGUGUCUCCUCACUGUCUAUGAAAGUGCUUUCUGCUGCCUCUCCCUGUAGUCUCACCACAUGCACUACACGUACUGGAACAAUGCAGUAGCCAGUUACUAUCUACUGCAUAUAUGUAUGUAGCCAUUCACCCACUGGCCUCAUUCACACUUAUUUUAUGAGUUCAAUUUUAAUAGUCAGUGAAUCCUGCUGCAUCAGUAUAUAUUUUUUGCGCAUCCCAUCACUGGCUUGCUACAGGGACCAGUCCCCUGAAUGUUAUUUUCAUAUCUUGUAUCCAUACUUUAGAUUUUUUUUUUUUUGCACCAUCUUUAAUUUUGUAUGCUUAAGUAUAUGCUGUUUAAUUAGUUUCAGAACUUGUGCAUAUAAAAAAAUGAGGGGAGGUGCACGUGAUAUGAGUGCAGAAAACAAUAUCUGCAAGUGGAAAACCCCCUUUGCAAAGAAGCAUUUCUAGUGAAGCACAGAACGGUAUUCAUGGGCAGAAAAGCCUCCCCACGCGCUUGAACUCAUAUAUUUGACUUAAAUAAAAACUACAGUGUAGAAAUACUCGAAUAGGUAAAAGUCCUGCAUUCAAUUUUUUACACAAGUAAAAGUGCAAAAGUGUUAUCAUUGAAAUAUUGUACUUUCCAACAAUAAUCAGAACUUAUUUGUUAAUUAUAUUUUGUUCUUUAAAAAAAAUGCAAUCUUUGUUUCUGAAUUAUAGUACAAUAGAAGUAUACAAUAUCAGAAGAAGGAAAUACUUAAGUAAAAUACAAGUACCCUAAAAUUGUACUUAACUACAGUACUUGAGUAUACGUGCAUAGUCACUUUACUCCACUCUGCUCUGACUUGUUUGUAUAAAUCACUGAGCAUGCUUUGGAUCUUGAAUGACAUUUAUGACAGCCCCCUUCAUGAUGGAAGGCAAGUACACGUUUAUUACACUUAGUGUUUAAUGUGUUUUAUAAAUGGUGGGAAACCGCAUUCUAGCAUGUUCAAUUAUAAUAUUUCCCUUUACCUUGAAGCAAGAAAUUUUCAUGACUCUAGGAAGCUGUGGGGUCCUGCAGGGCUCCACUAUUUUGGAUUGAUAAUAACAAGAAAAGCUGGUGUUUAACACCAUUUGAUUUAUUAGUCAGUAACAAUCAUUACAACUCAUGCCGCCAAUCAAGAGCAGUUAUCGGUCGCUGUCUCUGCCUACAAAUUCUCCAAACUCAAUUUGACGAGUGAGCAGGUGAAGUUGCGAGUGCAUGGUGAGCGAUGUGCUUUAUUUCACAUACUUCAUUUCUCUUCCACAUACUGUUCUGUGCUCCUAUCAUGUUCACGUCCCCAUUUUGUUUUCCUAUGUGCACGGUUUGUGAGAUCACUCAGCACCAUAUACGUUCUGAUGUUAUUAAAGAGCAUCUAGCUACACGCAACGGACAGCUCUCCUCUUAACUGACACGGGUUUGAAUUACGUCAGCAUCGCCACUUAAAGAGCAUGUUCUGAAUGUACAGUGAUUUUGAAGGUGGUUUUCACUUGCUUGCAUUACAUCCCAACACCUCAAGCUGACUCAAACAAUACCACAACAUUGUGAAGAAGUUAUCACUCGAGUCUCUGUGAAGCAAAGCCACAGUUUUCAAUGUUUUUUUGUUAUAUUUAUAGUUAUGUGUGCUUUUGUUUUAAUAUCGACACUGUUAUUUUUGGUUAAACCAAAUAAAGGGGUUAUAUAGUCUCUCUGCUCAGAGUUGCUGGCUUUUUUAAUUAAGCAACACAACCCUGAUUCCACUGGCAAAGGGAUUUUGGAAACAUGGAAAUAAUAUGUCAAGAGUCUCCUUUGCUGGCACAAGUGGUGUAACUUUUCACACAUACAGUAGUAAGUAUAUAUCUUCCAAAACACAUGCACACUCAGAGAUAAGUGCUUUAGUUGGACUUGUUGAAUAUGAACAAGUAACAGGUGUUAGAUAUACGAGCUGGCAGAACACAAAUUUGAAUGGCUUCCUGCCCCCAAGCAGAGUGUCAACAGCAGCCCAGCUCACAGCCAGGACAGGACUCGGUUGAGCUCUUGUUAGCAGCCAGACUUCUGCUCUUAAAGCACAGAUACAUUAUAUGUGCUUUUAAUUAUGCAAGAAGCAUGGUCUUGGCAGAAACGUGGCAUCUUAAAGCUACUUCUAUAAACUUUGGUGUUAUCACGACUUGGAUUUUAAUCAGAAACUCUACUAGGCAUCAGAGACGUUAAUGCCGUUGGUGAAGUGAAGCUUCCUGUUGGGGCUUCCCGUCCUCUCAGGCUCAAUUGUUAGAACCAGAUUAAUACAGUUUAUAAUUUGCACCCUUUAUUCAUUUAUCUUCUUCUUGUCAAGUCACAAAUGAGUAAAAUCUGAACACAGAUAUGUACACAGUCAGCCUAACUCAAUCCUCCAUUAUUUGUUUUUUUCUUGAGAAAUCCAUAUGUAUUAAUAAUGAAGGCAAAACUGGACUAAAAGUUUGGAAUUAAAAGUUUCAUGAGA